CGACUUCUGACUAGCUUCAAGCGUGUAAUUUUGGUGACAGCAAGAGCUGCAAGAGUCGAGUUGUGAAUUGAGGGUUUGACAGUUAAAUUUGUGAGAAAUUGAAAAAGAAAAUGGCUUUCGUGGAUAAUAUCGUUCAGCCUCACGCAGCUAAUAUGUCGGAACACAUGAUGCCGGACUGGCUCACUUCGGAACAGAGCACUGGAACGUCAAUUAUGGCAUGCGAAUUCGAUGGCGGUGUAGUAAUAGGCGCUGACUCUCGAGGAACAACCGGGGCGUACGUUUCCAACCGUUUCGCCGACAAGCUGACAAAAGUGUCGGAUAACAUUUAUUGUUGCCGUUCCGGCUCGGCGGCGGAUACCCAAGCGAUCGCUGACGUAGUAGCUUAUCACUUGGGAUUGCACUCGAUGGAGCUCGGAAUGCAGCCCUUGGUGGAAACCGCCGCAAAUAUAUUCCGCGAGAUAUGCUACAAUUAUCGGGACUCGCUGAUGGCCGGGAUACUGGUGGCGGGUUGGGACAAGCAGAAGGGCGGCCAAGUCUACAGCAUCCCCAUAGGCGGCAUGUGUGUCAGACAACCGAUUUCGAUCGGCGGUUCCGGCUCGACGUACGUGUACGGUUACGUGGACGCGCAGUACAAGACCACCAUGUCGAAGGACGAGUGCCUGAAGUUGGUGGAGAACACACUCGCAUUGGCCAUGGCUCGUGACGGCAGCAGCGGUGGUGUCAUACGGACUGGCGUGAUUACGGACAAGGGAAUCGAGAGGAAGGUCAUACUGGGCAACGAACUGCCCCGCUUCUACGAGGGAUGAAUGUUACCGUCGCAACUAAGGCUGCUCGUCGCGAUACGUUUAAUAUAAGAUACAUAUUUCUAGAAACCUGCGCGGGACACACGUCGCAUUUGCUAAUUAAAAUUAAAGGAAGUACCACGAUCC
Ooceraea biroi (clonal raider ant) is the source of this 929-nucleotide messenger RNA. RefSeq names its product proteasome beta1 subunit (gene Prosbeta1). The record is from RefSeq and is a predicted model, not a curated record. Lineage: Eukaryota; Metazoa; Arthropoda; Insecta; Hymenoptera; Formicidae. Gene Ontology annotation, molecular function: threonine-type endopeptidase activity. Gene Ontology annotation, cellular component: proteasome core complex; cytoplasm.